This is a messenger RNA of Manis pentadactyla (Chinese pangolin), 1818 nucleotides long. Its product is annotated as thioredoxin domain-containing protein 6-like. The transcript is spliced from 8 exons. The record is from RefSeq and is a predicted model, not a curated record. Lineage: Eukaryota; Metazoa; Chordata; Mammalia; Pholidota; Manidae. Bases 86 to 859 code for a protein of 257 amino acids.
CAGGGAAGGAUGAAACAGUACGUGGAUGCCCUGGGUCUUUGCAUGGUGGAUCCAAAUCCCCGGACGCUGACAAACGUUCCAGCCAAUGAGAGCGUUCCUACAGUCCGUUUCUGCAGGCAAGGGGCGGAGCUCCCUCCUGCCUUUCGGCUGGGCCCAGAAUGGGCGUGGCUCACGCGCCUGCCUGUUUACUGCCUGGGGCGUCCACCCGGCUCUGUGUUGCCCAGACAACCGUGGCUGGGUCGCCCCAGGCUCGGUUGGAGACGUUCGCUGCACUGAGGACCCUGUACCUGUCGGGAGAUCGUUCGCAGUGACUCAGUUCCCCAGGAAUACAUCGGAACAAGCCAUGGGCAGCAAGAAGAAGGAUAUUCCCCUGCAGGUCAGCAUCAGCACCCAAGAACUGUGGGAGGAGAUGCUCAGUGCUAAAGGACUCACUGUUGUCGACGUCUAUCAGGGCUGGUGUGGCCCCUGCAAGCCAGUGGUGAGCCUUUUCCAGAAGAUGAGGAUGGAGGUUGGCCUGGACCUUCUGCAUUUUGCAUUGGCAGAAGCAGAUUGUCUGGAUGUCCUGGAAAAAUACCGAGGAAGGUGUGAGCCAACCUUUCUGUUUUAUGCAGGAGGAGAACUAGUGGCGUUGGUUAGAGGAGCAAACGCCCCGUUGCUGCAGGAAACCAUCCUAGACCAGCUGGAGGCAGAAAAGAAGGUGUUGGCUGAAGGCCGAGAACGGAAAGUGAUUAGAGAUGAGGCUCUGACUGGGGAAGAUGGGUGCUGUUCCCAUGGAAAGGACGAUGGUGAAGAUGAGGAUGUGGAUUCUGAAAUUGAAAUUGAUGGUGGACCCUCUUGGUUCAGUAAAUCACCUACCUGAGGACGUUUGGGGAGAGAUGUGGAGCCUGGAGAAAUCUUCCAUCAGAAAACUUAGUCUUUGCUCAUUUCCAGUUAAACUUGUGGAACACCUACCACUUUGGGAGAACAUUGGGGAGGUGGUAAGAUUCCAUUUCCUCUUCUGAGGUGCCUCUUGGAUUUCACUUUGUCCCUUCCUUUGGAAUUAGACAGCAGUUGUGCUGAGACUUUGACCCAAACCCACAUUCUCCAGAUGCUGAGCAUUUUACCUGGACUGGCAGCAGGUAUAUCUGUUUGCCCAGAAUCUGUUGUUGAGAUGAUGGUCUGUACCUGAAACUGGAGAUUAAUGUCAGAGUCCUUCCCGCAGUCUGCAGGACCAGUGGGGGAAUAAAAGGGAAAUGUGUGGGGACUCCUUUCCCAGUAGCUAAAGGUAAGCCUUUCUGAGUGAAAUUCAAUUUGCAUUUGGAUAAUAUAUUAGGAAUUAUUAUUUAGCUUCUGUGAUCAUAUUAUUUUACUAUAUUAUUAAUUUGUAUACUUUGAAUAUUCCUCAUUAUAUACACAUAUAUUCAUAAUUUUAGUUUAAAAAUCUAUAAAAUUAGUUCAGCAUUAAAGUUAUUUUUUAUGUACAUGAAGGAUAUCAAAAUUAUGAAAAUAUUAAUGAGUAUACUACUUUUUGUAACUUUAUGUCACAGCAUAUCUGUUUGGCAUGGAAUUCUCAGCUUUGUAUUUUGGUCACCUUUGGCUCAUUAUUGUAGCUUUUACAGGUGCAGGGUGAUCCUGAAAUACAAAAAUAAAAUUGAGAAAUAAGCUUUCAUUGGUUAAUGCACAAUUUGUACUUAUGUGCCAUCUCACUGAGAAAAUCAGGUGAGAUGUUCCAUUUCUGACAUACGAUAUGGCAUUAAAACUAACUGGCUAAGGGAGACAUAGUCCCAUACAACUGGAAAUUUCAAUGUAUGCCUAUGGAACCAAAAUAUCUGUUUCCUG